Molecule: messenger RNA, 566 nt
Organism: Amphimedon queenslandica
Lineage: Eukaryota; Metazoa; Porifera; Demospongiae; Haplosclerida; Niphatidae
Product: synaptobrevin-like
Exons: 7
Coding region: 95-403 (102 amino acids)
Biological process (GO): vesicle-mediated transport
Cellular component (GO): membrane
Source: RefSeq, a predicted model, not a curated record
AGACAGUCCCACCCAUAGUGCACUGAGUAUCCUGUCCGCCUCUUUGAGCUGAACUUUUCUUAAAACUAAUAGCCUUUGUUUUCAACUAAGAGUCAUGUCGUAUGGUACUGCAGGGGAAGAUCGGGUGGAUCAGCUCAGGGGGCAGGUUGACCAGGUCAAAGGUGUUAUGCGCUCCAAUAUCAAUAAAGUAGCUGAAAGAGGUGAAAAACUUGAAGAUAUUGGAGAAAGAGCAGAAUACCUUAAUCAGAAUGCUGACAUGUUUCAAAGGACUGCCACAAGACUUAGACGGAAGCUAUGGUGGCAAAAUGUGAAGCUGUGGAUCAUUUUGAUUGUGAUAAUACUGAUAAUUUUAUUGGCUAUUAUUAUUAUCAUUGUUAUUGCUGUUGAAACAAACAAAAAAUAAUUGAAGAUGAAGUAUGGCUCAGAGUUUUGCCCCAUGUACUAAUUGUAAUUACAUGUACUUCUUUAAACUCUACUAAAACUUGUUUUAUGUAUUUGUUAUUUUGUGUGUGCUGUAUUUGUGAAGUGUUAUAGAGAUUGUCAUUAAAAACAAUUAUAAUUCAUUA